CGUGCUUCUUUACCUGCUGGGGGUGGUCAAGCAGCUGCUUUUCACGUUGCCAUGUGGACUAGUUUAGACAACACGGUGGAUAAACUGGAGCGUUUUUUGCUUCAUUGUCGCCUACUUGGACUGACGCUUCUCAAACAGAAAGAUACGGCCGCCGGUGCAGUCCCGACAAACGCUGUGUGUCGUAUCGGAGAAACUGUGGAUUCGCACCCGAGUUUGGCUGAACUUCUCCUAGAUCAGAUUGCACACGAUAUGGGACGUGGGUCAGAAAAUAAGAACAUUCGGACCGCUGUAAUACUUUUGUUUGCCUCCGUCCAUCUGACCAGUGACCAAUUACGAAUUGAUCCCAGAUUACCUGAAUCGCAGAUUCAUGAUGAUUCCCCCGCUCCAUCCCAACGCACUGCACUCAAUGCUUUGCUUGAGCUCCGUUCCGAUCUUGCCGUAAGUGAGGGUUUCCUCGGGUGGGCUUCAAAGCUUCUAGCUGAGAAGCUUUCAAAGGCUGCCAGUCAAUCUCCACAAAUUAAAGAACCACUGGAUGGAGAGUACCCGAAAUUACUCAAAUUAAUACUGGAUCUGGAACGCCGGUUACGCCAGACACAACUCUUCUCAGAUUCACCAACCAAUUCCGAUUUGUCGAACAGCACAGCUCAAUCAUUGGAUCAACAUCCACAACAGCACCAACAACUUCCGAUGUGCAUGCUGCGUGCGCUGAGCACAUUCGAAACAGCUUAUCUCUCACGCAGUUUGUCACGUCUGUUCGAUCGGGUGGCUAUGGCUUUUUCGUCGAGCACAACCAACACCUCAUCUGUGCCGGAUUCGAGCGAGGUUGACGGAAUCGUACAAAGCGCCGUGAAUGAGCUGGCGUACGCCACAGUGCACUAUGAGUUAUUGUGUAAGGUGUCCAGAAAUGUAGCCAAAAUGGUCGCUCUUUUCGCUACAAAAGUGGAGGGUUUAGUUGCCGUGGGACUUUCCGCGGAACAGUGCAUGGACGCUCAAACGCCUGGGCAGCAAAAUAACAUCCGUUUGGUUAAUCUGCUUUGUGCGUUUGGAACCCAGCUCGAGCUGACUUGUAACCGACGCCUGCGAAACUUGNGCCUGCGAAACUUGCCCGUGUUGCAAACAGCUCCAACGCACGUUGCUCAUUCUCCGUUUGAAGUGAUUCAGGAAGCGGUUAAAACUCGUCUAAAUUCGCUGUGUCUGUCCAUUUUGGAUCCAUUGUUACGUGCAAUUGGUGAAGCGUUGGAAGAAAUACUGGGAACAAUCCAUGGUGAGAGCUUUGAUAAUUCCAAUCCACGACCGGCAGGAUCCAAGUAUAUGAAGAACACCCAAGAUUUCAUUGGUAGGGUAAGACGGCAGUACUUAUCCGGAUUAACGCGUUCGUUGUCAUCCAGAACUGUUAGCAGCGCCACGGGGUCUGCGGAACCACGAUUUUCCGGUUUGGGUGAGAGUUGUUUCUCUUGCGGUGAAGCAGCUUUGCAGGAUGCCAUUCGACCCUAUCUUGGUCGUUGGAUAGACUCUUUUCUGUUGCACAUCAGUUUGGUUCGACCUCUGAGUGAAACUGGACAGAUGCAGCUGGCAACUGACUGCGCCGAAUUCGAGUUGGCUCUGGCUCCACUUACGAUGCCCAGUAUGAGAUUUUCUCUGGCGUCUUUGGUGCCUGAACAUUAUGCCAAACUUCGUGCGUUCCGACCCGUGCUGACCACACCGACAGAACAGAUAGUGGAGUCGUUCACCAAACUACAGAAGGAGUCAACCGGAUCGACCAACAUUGACACUCGCCUUUCACCAAGUCUGAUUUGCCAACACUUGUUCAGUCGAGCCCCAGACGAGAUCCGUUCGCCCCAUGAUGCCGCCGGUUGGUCGACAUUACGCUACGUGGCAUGGGUUCAGUUCCGUGGCACCGCAGAUCCAUUUUGCUGCACACGAAAGAUUGUGUACAAACGAGCUAUCUAUCAUGAAGGUGGAAAACAGUGA
This is a messenger RNA of Echinostoma caproni, 1971 nucleotides long. NCBI's taxonomy places the organism in Eukaryota, Metazoa, Platyhelminthes, Trematoda, Plagiorchiida, Echinostomatidae. The record is from the annotation of a GenBank genome assembly.